This is a messenger RNA of Rhipicephalus microplus (southern cattle tick), 1179 nucleotides long. Its product is annotated as polyhomeotic-like protein 2. Lineage: Eukaryota; Metazoa; Arthropoda; Arachnida; Ixodida; Ixodidae. The record is from RefSeq and is a predicted model, not a curated record.
AUGCUCAGUCUUGAAGCACAGAUCACAGAGACGCGCAUUGUUCGAGACAGGACGACGACGAUGAGCAACGCUUCGAAACGUGGAAGACCGACGCGACGCCGGGAGACCGGCAAGGCGAAAGGCACGGCGUGCCGCGGCGGCCGACAGCGUAAUGGUGCGUCUUCCCGAAAAAGCGCCGAGCGCUGGUUAGAGACCACGGAGCUAGCGGUACCACCACCAGCUACAAGCGUACCAGAACCACUGUUAGAACGCAUACCCCAAGAGCGGUGCACCAAACCGGACGUCACGACGCACGUUAUCUGCGGGCACGUCGUGCAGGAGGCGUCCGAAUUUUUUGAGUGCGAAUGGAGAGCCCAACCCAAUGCAGAGCCGGGACCAAGCGCAGUCGACGCCAGUCGUUCACGGGAGCUGUCACUCGUCAACCGCAAUGCACGCACCUCAAUUGACAGCCGCAACGGGACGCCGUUGCGGUUAUCGGGCGUCACACACGCUAGUGCUGGCGGAUCUGCGACUUUUACCGCUACAUCGGCGGUUGCUUCUAAGCCUACUUCUACGCUGAGUACGCCGCCUCCUCCGCCACUCCUGGCACCGUGCGUCACUAGCGCGAGGGGAAACCCAGUUUCUACCGUGAUAUGCGUUUGUGGAGGACACCAGCCGACCGCCGCUUCUCAGCGGAACCACGAUCGGAGCCGAAGCAUCCCAACAACGAACCCGGACAACCAGGCGGCCAACUCGUCUUCGCACACCGCAUCCGAAGCUGCAGCCUCAGACGACGCGCUCAUGAGAGAAGAGGGCGAUGAAUUGGCGGCUUCUGCAGCCUGCCCGCCAUCCCAGCGUCCGUGCGCGGGUGAGCGUGCGAUCGCGGAAGGCGCACGUACGCGUAGGAGUGUUCGUGAAAUCACAUCGCAGACCUCACCGCCUGAUCCGAGUACGCUUGCACAGGCUCCUACGGAGAAAUCAGCCGAGGAGUGGACGGUAGAAGACGUGGUACGGUACGUCAAGGGGAUCCCUGGAUGUGCCCGGCACGCCGAGAAGUUUCGCAAGGAGGAAGUUGACGGUGAAGCCUUGCUAGCUCUUGGAAUUAAACACCUGAUUGUCUAUAUGGGCCUCCCCCACGGUCCGGUGGUGAAAAUAUUACGCGCAACACGUGAAUUGCGCAUGCGCCAGCGCCCGAAGUAG